CCUGAGUCUCAUGGGUAGAGAUUUUUCUGAAGUUCUCAGGUGCCACAUCUUCUCCCUAGUGCCUGAGAUCUAUCUCCCCAAUUACUUUAUAGCCCAAUGAAAUGGGACAGAGAGAAACAGGAUUCAGUGGCCUUUGAGGAUGUGGCUGUCAACUUCACCUUGGAGGAGUGGGCUCUGCUGGAUUAUUCCCAGAAGAAACUCUACAGAGAUGUUAUGCAGGAAAUUUUUACACACUUGGCUUCUAUAGGAAAAAAAUGGGAAGAACAGAACAUUGAAGAUCACUACAAAAAUUACUGCAGAAAUCUAAGCAAUCAUAUUGUAGAGAAAGUUGGUAAAGUUAAAGAAAGUCGUGUCUGUGGAAAAACCCUCAGCCAGAUUCCAAAUCUUAAUGUGAAGGAGAAAAAUUCUUCUGGAGGAAAACCGUGUGAAUGUAGUUUGAGUGAAAACGUUUUCUUGUUUCAUUCAUCCCUAAAUCGGCAUAUCCCAUCUUACAAUGGACCCAAAUCAUAUGCGAAUCAGGAAUGUGGAGAGAAGCCAUAUAAACAUAAGCAAUGUGGGAAAGCCUUCAGUUAUCUCCACUCCAACCAAAUUCAUGAAAGGACUCACAAUGGAGAGAAACCCUAUGAAUGUAAGGAAUGUGGGAAAGCCUUUAUUUCUCUCACACAUGUACAAAGGCACAUGGCAGUGCAUUCUGGAAAUAAACCUUAUGAAUGUAAGGUAUGUGGGAAAGCCUUUGUCUCCUCCAGGUCAUUACAAAUGCAUGAAAGUGCUCACAAUGGAGAGAAUCUCUAUGAAUGUAAACAGUGUGGUAAAGCCUUCAGUUGGUCCAGUUCCUUUCGAAGACAUGAAAGGACUCACACUGUAGGGAAACCCUAUGAAUGUAAGGAAUGUGGAAAAGCCUUCAUUUCUCUUGCAAAGGUUCAGAGACACAUGAUAACACACACUGGAGAUGGACCUUACAAAUGUAAGGUUUGUGGGAAAGCCUUUUACUUCCCAAGCUCAUUUCAAACACAUGAAAGAGCUCACAGUGGAGAAAGACCAUAUGAAUGUAAAAAAUGUGGUAAAGCCUUCAGUUGGUUAAAUUCCUUUCAAAGACAUGAAAGAAUUCACACUGGGGAGAGACCCUGUAAAUGUAAGAAAUGUGGGAAAGCCUUCAUGUCUCUUGCAAAUGUUCAAAGACACAUGAUAGUGCACACUGGAGAUAGACCUUAUAAAUGUAACAUAUGUGGAAAAGGCUUUAAGUAUUCCAGUUCAUUUCAAACCCAUGAAAAGACUCACCAUGAAAGAAAACACUGUGAAUGUAAGGAAUGUGGGAAGGUCUUUAUCUCUCUUGCAAGCAUUCAGAGACACAUGGCACUGCACACUGGAGUGGGACCUUAUAAUUGCAAGAUAUGUGGAAAAGCCUUUGACUAUCCCAGUUCAUUACGAUUACAUGAAAGAACUCACACUGGAGAGAAACCCUUUGAAUGUAAACAAUGUGGUAAAGCCUUUGGUUGGUCCAAAUCCCUCCAAGUACAUGAAAAAAUUCAUAGUGGAGAGAAACCUUAUGAAUGUAAACAAUGUGGUAAAGCCUUUGGUUGGUCCAAAUCCCUCCAAGUACAUGAAAAAAUUCAUAGUGGAGAGAAACCUUAUGAAUCAAUGUGGUAA
Messenger RNA from Galeopterus variegatus (Sunda flying lemur), 1647 nucleotides. Its product is annotated as zinc finger protein 564-like. Bases 97 to 1647 code for a protein of 516 amino acids. Gene Ontology annotation, molecular function: DNA-binding transcription factor activity, RNA polymerase II-specific; RNA polymerase II transcription regulatory region sequence-specific DNA binding. NCBI's taxonomy places the organism in Eukaryota, Metazoa, Chordata, Mammalia, Dermoptera, Cynocephalidae. The record is from RefSeq and is a predicted model, not a curated record. Gene Ontology annotation, biological process: regulation of transcription by RNA polymerase II. Gene Ontology annotation, cellular component: nucleus. The transcript has 4 exons.